UCGCUGUCAUUUCCGCAAUCAUUUCUAACUAUUCCGCCAGCCGUGUGAAGUCCACACUUCCUAAAUCUGUUACCGCAAUCCACUGCUGCCCGCUGCCGCCAUAAGGAAACUGUUUUUCUGCUCAUUAUCAGCAGGUUUCCCCUGUAAGUUACCUCCUCAGAAAGUAUGCAGCUGUUUCUCACUACGGAAGAGGUUUCACACGUAGGCGUGUUAUGCUUUCAAGCAAGUCGGGUUUACUGUAAAGCUACGGAAAAGUCUGGGCGGUAACUGACAAGAUUGACGUUUAUUUUGACCACGUUUUUUUCACGAGAAAUACAGCUGUGUCGCUGUAUCCUGCAGACCUGCUGGAGGCACAGCUGUCAGGAGUUUAAUCCACCGAGCUCAGAUUAAGCUAGCUGCAGCAGUACAGCAUGUCAGGGAUUACUGCCAGUACAACAAACUACCUGUGGUCUUUACAAGAUGUCCUCGGUCAAGGGGCUACUGCUAGUGUCUAUAAGGCACGCAACAAGAGGUUGGGUGAGCUAGUAGCUGUCAAGGUAUUUAACAUGCUGAGCUACAACCGUCCUCAUGAGGUCCAGAUGAGAGAGUUUGAGAUGCUGAGGAAGCUCAACCACAGCAAUAUUGUCAGGCUGUACGCUGUGGAAGAGCUGCCGUCUAAACAGAAGGUGCUGGUGAUGGAGUAUUGCUCAGGAGGAAGUCUGCUCAGCGUCCUGGAGGAGCCAGAAAACGCCUUUGGCCUGCCUGAAACUGAGUUCCUCACAGUCUUGCAGUGUGUAG
Messenger RNA from Plectropomus leopardus (leopard coralgrouper), 777 nucleotides. The record is from RefSeq and is a predicted model, not a curated record. Lineage: Eukaryota; Metazoa; Chordata; Actinopteri; Perciformes; Serranidae.